AUGGUCAAGUUCAUCAAGGCUGGUAAAGUUGUUGUUCUCUUGCAGGGUCGUUACGCUGGCAAGAAGGCCGUUGUCGUUCGCAACCACGAUGAGGGUACCAAGGACAGACCCUAUGGCUACGCUGUCGUUGCCGGUGUCGAGCGCACCCCCUUGAAGGUCACCCGUGCUAUGGGUAAGAAGAAGGUUGCCAAGCGCUCCCGCGUCAAGCCCUUCAUCAAGAUCAUCAACUACAACCACAUGAUGCCUACUCGUUAUGCUCUUGAUCUCGAUGCCAUCAAGGGUACCGUUGCUUCCGAGACUUUCAAGGACCCUGCUCAACGUGAGGAGGCUAGAAAGGUCAUCAAGAAGCUCUUCGAGGAGAGAUAUCAGACCGGCAAGAACAAGUGGUUCUUCAACAAGCUCAGAUUCUAA
Messenger RNA from Lichtheimia ornata, 411 nucleotides. RefSeq lists its product as uncharacterized. NCBI's taxonomy places the organism in Eukaryota, Fungi, Mucoromycota, Mucoromycetes, Mucorales, Lichtheimiaceae. Gene Ontology annotation, biological process: translation. The record is from RefSeq and is a predicted model, not a curated record. Gene Ontology annotation, cellular component: cytosolic large ribosomal subunit; ribosome. Gene Ontology annotation, molecular function: structural constituent of ribosome. The transcript has 5 exons. Bases 1 to 411 code for a protein of 136 amino acids.